ACAUUCUGUUUACGAAAGACCUGCUUAGAUUAUAGAUCGCCUCUUAUCUAAUAUUAUAUGUAAAAUUGAUUAGUGGAUAUUUAACAGGGAUUAAAAAACAUAUUAGGCCUAUAUAUUUUACUACGGAAACAUACCGUCGAUCCUCUUGAAGAAAUUAUGACAGGGUGUUGUUAGGCCUAUCCAUCAAUUUGGUUUUAAUAUUAGUUACUUCAAUUUUCUGAUAUGCUUUGCAUCAUUUUCGUGCACAUAGCUUAUUUUAUAAAUUUCGUUUAUCUUCUCAUUAUAUUUUGCUCGUGCAGUAUUGUCUCGAAAUUGAACUAAGACGACGCGGUUGCGCGUCACAGCCAUAAAAACCCGUCAUGAAAUGUCAUAGUUGCGUAAUGAAUAACGGUAGAGAAGCUCCAUCGACCCAGGCCCAUUCAAUCGUUGAUGCCGCUUUAUCAGUGCUAAGGAGUAAUCAUUUACUCUGACUAGCUCUGACGUAGGGAGCCGACAUAUAUUUUCUAACUACGCAAGCUAUGAUCGGUUCACGAAACAAGAGAUGGGAAGCAGCGAUCUAUUACGUAGACGGUUUAUUAUUAGAAUUCCAACGACGUAGGAGACAUGCGCAGUGAAGAUCAUUUAUAUUUAUACCAAGCAAAUGGUUGUGGACUGUUUGCGUCAUAGCGGAACAGAAGCCCUGCAGGCGAUAUAGUCAAUGGUAAAAUCGUACGGCGAUUAUGUACAUGCGCGCUAAUCUUCCAAUACAAUUGUUUCUCUUAAACUUCUCAUUGAGACAGUGCGCCUUGCCUUUGCCGGUUCGCAACUAGUGUUCUCUUCUCAAACAAUUAAAUCGUUGUCGGCUCUUGGAUUUUAAUAUUCUUGUUGAUAUAUUUUCAUGUUUGGUUCCACCAGUCAUCAGUUGAUUAGGCCUACCAGAACGCCGGAAACUCCAACAGAAACAGUUACCCAGGCGUCUUCGAUCAUGCUGGUGGGAAUGCAAUCUGCCUACCCUUCCGGAUUUCUUAGUCAAGCACAGUUCGGUAGCGAUAACAUGCAAGAUGACACUAUUUCAAGGCAGGGUAUUUCAUGUACGUGCAUAUAUGGUACACCGUCAGCCAACUGCUGUCCAAGCUCAAACUUUACCUCGGUGACGUCACAACAGCAAAUGCAAACGUCACAAUACUACGGUUCAAUCGAUGUGUUCGCUGACCGAAUGCUACCGAGUUUUGCCGAUACUUACGGCCAACAGUUCGCGGCCAACUUCGAUUCGGAAGCUAGCAAUCAACAGCAAUACCAGGGAUCGUCAGAUGAUUCGCUUACUAUGAAUUCUUCAGUAUCUGGACCUAUUUGUAUAGACGCGUAUCCUCAAUCAACUUUCUUGGACGCAGACCAACCCGUAUCUGUUUCGUACACUGUGACGUCACCACAGCAACAGACAUUGUCAAAUACUAUGAAACAUUUAACUCAAACACCGCCACCCACCCCGUCUUUUCAUAGUACAAAUAUUAAUCACAAAUUUCCUUUUGGAGGACAGCCAAAAAGUCCACAAAAUACGUACACAGAGAUGAACUCUCCAGUGCACUUUACUCAUGAUCCGUUGACGCCUCCGCCAUCAUUCGUAUCAAUGGAAUCAGUACCGUUUCAACAUGAUAGCAACGAAAUUGAAACAUCAACUUCAAUGAAUAUUGCAUGGGCUAACGUUGGUAUGGACUAUCCUCCACACGCUUCAUUCCAAGACAUUCCGUCGACAACAUCAGCGCCAUGCACGUUCUCUAAGCAACAUUUUCCAUGUCCCUCUACGUUACCAUCUCCAAUGCCAACAAGGAAUAGUCAUGAUCGGACCUCCUCGGCACUGGCUUCGUCGAAACUGAGUCCAAUCUCGACAUCUUCUAUCGGUGGCAGCAGUAAUGGGGCUACGUCACCUCAGCGGCCACCACAGGACGGUACAUGCGCAGUAUGUGGGGAUAGUGCAGCUUGUCAACAUUAUGGUGUAAGAACCUGCGAAGGAUGUAAAGGCUUCUUUAAGCGUACGGUGCAAAAAAAUUCUAAAUACGUGUGUCUUGGGACAAAAAGUUGUCCAGUGGACAAGCGGAGACGAAAUCGCUGCCAGUACUGCCGAUUUCAAAAAUGUUUAGCGGUUGGCAUGGUCAAGGAAGUUGUAAGGACCAAUGACCUGAAAGGAAGACGAGGUCGACUACCAACCAAACCUCGUAGUCCGGAUGUAGCACCACCCUCUCCACCAAUCAGUCUCAUAACAGCCUUAGUGAGGGCCCACGUGGAUGCUUCUCCAGCUAAAGCGGACUUCAAUUAUGAUCAGUUUGCUUUGCCCGAAACGUCGUGUUCUGUACCGGUUUACGCCGAACAAGUUAAGCAAUUUUACAAUCAUCUGUGUUCCUCCCUUGACGUCAUAAAAUCUUGGGCACGCAAGAUACCAGGGUUCACCGACCUUUGCCCUGAAGACCAGGAAUUGCUGCUCAAAUCUGCAAGCUUCGAACUUUUCAUACUUAAAAUUGCACAAAGAAUGAACCCUGAUGACGACUUCCUUGUGUUUUGCCACGGAAAUGUGCUGCACAAGAAGCAAUGUCAACAAGCGUUCGGCCCAUGGUUAGAUGACAUUCGACAGUUCUCUAGGACUCUCCACAGCCUCGAGAUCGACAUUUCAUCCUUCUCAUGUCUCUGUGCUCUUGUGUUAGUAACAGAUCGUCAUGGACUCAAAAUUCCCGCAAAGGUCGAUGCCUUGCAGAACAAAAUCAUCAAAUGUUUAAAUGAUCACGUUACCUUCAACCACAGUGGCCAAUCAGCGUUUUUAUCACGAAUGUUGCUACAACUACCAGAGUUACGCGUGCUACACGAAGCAGGCGUAGAACAACUAGUGCGACUCAACGCCGAUCCGAGCAUCGAGCUGCCUGCCGAACUUGCCCAUUUGCUACCCGUACCUUCAAAGCAGUCUAUCGAAGAACAUGAUGGUUGGUCGCAGUUUAAUCUCUAAUGUAGAUAUUAAAAGUUAUUACCAUUGACGCACCGACGGAAAUAAAAUGCUACUGAUAAGUUCGGCUUGUAGUGUAGGAUUAUAUAUAUAUUAUAUAUAUCUCAUUCAUGUAUUUAAUGUUUAACUACCAAGCCUGUUUUAGAAUUGUUAAUAUCUUUUGUAUAAGCUUCUAUGUUUUUGUAACUUGAGAGAUACCACCCUCAGCCCGACUACCUGUCGGUGUACAGUAUACGGAUUCUAUAUGUUAGCACAUUUGUCUUAUUUUUUCAAUUUAUCGUCAAAUCACUAAGCCUGAGUGAAUACAUUCUACUUGUUAAGUACGCUGUAAUUAAAAUCUAAAUGAUUCGUCUACAAAGUAGAAACAUGGUAUUCACCAUUACAAAAGUAAUCUUGCGUAAUGUAAUUUAUUUUGUAAAAAUAUAGUAAAAAUAUUACCUAUUGGAUACCAAGUAUCCACAGAAUCACCUGUACAUAUUAUUGUGUUGAGAAUUCUCUUAAUCAUAUGAUGUAUAUUAGGCCUAUGUAGAUUUUAAGUGGUCGUUGUGUAAACUCCUAUUUUAUUCGAGUAUGAGAAAUGUUAUUUCGCCGUUGGUGGCGCCGUUGUUGCGAGGUGGUGUUGUCUCAAGUCGUUCAGGUUUUUAACCGGAUCAAGAGUUAACUUGCAGGUGUGGUUUGUGAUAAUGUGUUUUAUAUCGACUAUUGUUCUUUUGCAUGAAAAUGUUUUUGGGGUUAAUGUUUGAUUUAGUAUAUUAAUUUACUACGGGUUCGGCUUGAUGGGGCUGGAAAAAGUCAACUUCCCGAACGCUCAGUUUGUGAUGUUAUCAAUGCCAUUAAUCCAAAUAGUAUAUAUUUGAUUAUAAUUUUUUGUGAAGUGUAAGAUGACCCUAAAAUGCUAUAUCGUCACGAUGACGUCACAUGACGUCUUAUCCCGGUUAGUUUCUUCGGCUUGGGUUUGAUUAUAUUGCAGUUGGAUUAUCAGUCUUCUCAUAAUUUCAUUUUUAAUCGGUAUGAAAUUAGGUCACAGGAAGCUUGAUGAAACUAUGCAUAUACAGAUUGCGGUACAUCGGAGUCAUUGUUUAUUAAUCCGUUUCUGCUUUUCACCCGCGUGCUUUAGUUAGGCCAAUAAAUAAGCCAAUAAGGAACUUGUGAAACAAGUACGAAACAUGUGUGGAUGUUAGCCAUUUUGUUUUUAUAACUAUAUAUUAUGUGUGGUUGAAAUCCAAAUGAAAUCGUUGCACCAAUUUGUUACUGUAGUAGUUGAUUAACAGUCAAAUGCCUCUGUUUCGCGUCGACUACAUCGUACCAAAACGCAUCCGGACGCGCGGCAAUUUGGAGAUCGUUUAGGAACUAUUCAACAACUGCACCAUGUCACGUUCUCAGCGAGUGCACUAUUAUUGCUAUGGAUUUCUAGCGUAUCUAGAUCACUGUGUUAUAUUCAACUCUUUAUCUAUUUCUACUGUGUGUAUUUUGCAUAAUUUAUAAUGCCAAUUUCUACCAACAAUUAUAAUUGUUACGAAUAUAACAUAGUAAUUCGAUACAUAUGGGCAUGAAUUAUCGUAUUAAUUACAAAUAUGUCGUCAUUUUUCUGCUUUCUUGUACUAAUUUCUGAUUGCUUGUGGUUAUUACAAGUGUGUUUCUUUUUGAUAAACGGAUCCAGUAUCUUAGAUAUGCUAUCAUCUAAUAUUAGUAUUCAGCUGGUUUCGAGAGUCCCUCGAUAUUCCCUGCUGUCAGAUAACGCUUAAGGAUGAGGUCAUGGACACAAGAACUGAUGACGUCAAUGAAUCAUUUGGUUGCAAGGAAUACUGUAUUAUACUCCAGAUAACAUGCUCUAUCGCUUUAAAUUUAGUAAGACGUUUUCUGUAUGGACGCUAUGUAUUCGAUGCUUCUUAAUUCCAGGUGCUCUUACUGUAACACGACAAAAUAGUAUUUCAUUUGUAUUAUUAAUUAUGUCCGAAAAUUGGAUUCAAAUUUUGUAUUCCUAUAUUGUGAGACAAAAAUAUUUAAAUCUUCUUUUAUGUUUUUUUAAACUAUAUAUAAUAUAUAUAUAUAUAUAUGUAUAUAUACAUAUAUAUAUAUAUGUGUGUGUAUAAAUUGAAUAUAUAUGUAUACAUUUAUAUUUAUAUAUUUAUUUAUAUAUUUAUUUAUAUAUACCUAUACCGGUAUUCAUUUCCAUACAGGGUUGUGUGAUUAUACAAAGGGUUUAUAUUUUAUGGCGGAUUAAUUUAUAUACUUGACUUGAUAGUUGAGUCUUGAAAUUUCCAAACAGGAGGUGUCUCUCGGUGUAAACACGUUCUAUCAACUCCUAACUUAGGUGUUGUGUAGGCCUCACUUAACGGUUUCCUCCAGUUGGCAUCGACUCUCAGCUUGCGUGCAGGCCUAUGCUUCAAUAUAUCCAGAUUUGUAUUAAUUUAAUAAUGACAACGCUUUAGAUGAUAUAGAACUAGCACAAUAUCACGAUUACUCCAUUUCCACGGAACUUCGUGACUCUGAUUCAGGUCAAAGUUCAAAGUGUUCUUGGUGCUACCGUUCACGUAACUUUAUUGCAAUGCUGAAGUUGUUGAAUUCUUUCUGUAAGUGUGUGUGUGUUUGUUUGUUAUAAAGCGCCACUUCGAGUUUUGUACACGAGAACAAAAGUUAUAAUAAAUCUUCGCCACAGGCGAACAAAAUGA
Anneissia japonica is the source of this 5640-nucleotide messenger RNA. RefSeq names its product probable nuclear hormone receptor HR38. Gene Ontology annotation, cellular component: transcription regulator complex; nucleus. The coding region runs from base 878 to 2971 and encodes 697 amino acids. The record is from RefSeq and is a predicted model, not a curated record. Gene Ontology annotation, molecular function: nuclear glucocorticoid receptor binding; RNA polymerase II cis-regulatory region sequence-specific DNA binding; zinc ion binding. Lineage: Eukaryota; Metazoa; Echinodermata; Crinoidea; Comatulida; Comatulidae. The transcript is spliced from 8 exons. Gene Ontology annotation, biological process: regulation of transcription by RNA polymerase II; cellular response to corticotropin-releasing hormone stimulus.